Perkinsus marinus ATCC 50983 is the source of this 930-nucleotide messenger RNA. Its product is annotated as heat shock protein,, putative. The transcript has a single exon. Lineage: Eukaryota; Perkinsozoa; Perkinsida; Perkinsidae. Gene Ontology annotation, biological process: protein refolding; cellular response to unfolded protein; endoplasmic reticulum unfolded protein response. The annotation marks the transcript as partial. Gene Ontology annotation, cellular component: endoplasmic reticulum lumen; cytoplasm; nucleus. Gene Ontology annotation, molecular function: ATP-dependent protein folding chaperone; heat shock protein binding; ATP binding. The record is from RefSeq and is a predicted model, not a curated record.
AUGGAUCAUUUCAUCAAAGUUUUUCAGAAGAAACACAAGAAGGAUCUCCGUUCAGACAAGCGGGCCUUGGCUAAGCUCCGUAGGGAGGUCGAGAAAGGCAAGAGGGCGUUGUCAUCUACUCAUCAAGCUCGUAUCGAAAUUGAAGGCAUCAUGGACGGCAUUGAUUUCUCUGAGACUCUCUCCAGAGCUCGUUUUGAGGAGCUGAAUGCCGAUUUGUUCAAGAACACUCUCACACCAGUGAAGACUGUCCUCGACGAUUCCGGCUUGUCCAAGAGUCAGAUUGACGAGGUCGUGCUGGUCGGUGGUUCUACUCGUAUUCCUAAGAUUCAGUCAUUGAUUAAGGACUUCUUUGGCGGUAAGGAACCUAACCGUGGUAUCAACCCUGAUGAGGCUGUCGCCUAUGGUGCUGCUGUCCAGGGUGGUAUCUUGAAGGGCGAAGGCGGCCAAGAUCUUCUUUUGUUGGAUGUCACUCCCCUAUCUCUCGGUAUUGAGACUGUCGGAGGUGUCAUGACCAAGAUCAUCAACCGCAACACUGUCAUUCCCACGAAAAAGUCCCAGGUCUUCUCGACCUAUCAGGACAACCAACCCGCCGUUAACAUUAGGGUCUUCGAGGGUGAGCGUCCUAUGACCAAGGACAAUCACGAACUUGGAAACUUCGAGCUCUCGGGCAUCCCACCUGCUCCUCGUGGUCAGCCACAGAUUGAGGUCACUUUUGAGAUUGAUGCCAAUGGUAUUAUGAACGUCCAAGCUGUCGAUAAGGGCACUGGGAAGAAGGAGCAUGUUACCAUCACAAAUGACAAGGGUCGUCUAUCUGAAGAACAGAUCGAGCAGAUGAUUCGCGACGCUGAGAAGUAUGCUGAUGAGGACAAGAAGACUAAGGAGAAGCUCGACGCGAAGAACGCCUAUGACACUACCUUCACUCGAUGCGCA